Messenger RNA from Aspergillus piperis CBS 112811, 3108 nucleotides. It is a transcript of the gene ptpA, whose product is annotated as putative protein tyrosine phosphatase (Pyp1). The record is from RefSeq and is a predicted model, not a curated record. The transcript is spliced from 4 exons. Gene Ontology annotation, molecular function: protein tyrosine phosphatase activity. The coding region runs from base 1 to 3108 and encodes 1035 amino acids. Gene Ontology annotation, biological process: protein dephosphorylation. NCBI's taxonomy places the organism in Eukaryota, Fungi, Ascomycota, Eurotiomycetes, Eurotiales, Aspergillaceae.
AUGUCGGCCAUGACAGGUACAAGAUCACCUACGUCCCCUUGGCCUCCGGAGUGUCAAAACCUGCAGCUCGAGGGUUCCUCUACCCCAUCGGCCCUUUUCACAUUGCGUGAAUCUCAAAUGUCCCCGCUAGGACAUGGUAUCAAUCCUCACAACUCGGUAGCAGAACGCUCAGGUCCCAAUUACUUCUCUAUUAGCGUGGAAAGCCCUGGUAAUCCAAGGAGAAGCCGGGAUGCGAUAUCAUACACUCAGCCCCCGGUUUCUAGUCCCAAAGCACAGCUCUUAUCCAAAAACAAAGCUUUUGAGGAUUAUGUGGGCCUGCCGAAGACCGGGGUAGUGGCCGAUGACGAACACAGAGAAUCACCGGUAUUUCGGCUUUCCUGGAACCCUAGCCUACAGAGACGGAGUCCGAUACCUGCCCGACAGGAUGCAUCUCCUUUGAGGCAGACGUCUACUCACGGGCAUGGCAUUUCGGUUGAGCGCUGCGCAGAACUUCUCGGGUCCUCUCAUAGGGACAUCAUGCUAUUGGAUGUAAGGCCUUACGCGCAUUUCGCGAAGGGGUCUAUUAGAGGAUCGUUGAACCUUUGUAUUCCGACAACCCUUCUCAAGCGACCCUCCUUCGACACGCAAAAAUUAACAAAUACGUUCACGAAUGAAGCUGACAAAGAGAGCUUUGCGGGGUGGAGGAGAUGUCGUUACAUAAUAGUCUAUGAUGCUGCCACAUCUGACAUGAAAGACGCCAGUUCGCUGAUGAAUGUUCUUAAAAAGUUUACUGCAGAAGGGUGGAGCGGUGAGGGAUUAAUACUUCUUGGGGGCUACAAAGCUUUUUCAUCUCGCUUUCCCACUUUCAUUCAAGGACAGCAAGUUCCAGUAUCCGACUCACCCGCGGGAAGACCAUCUCGAAUGCAUAUUGAUCUUCCAAGUGUCGCCCCUGUUGCAGGCGGCUGUGCUCUCCCCGAGUCCUCCCAUGCCGCAAUCCCUUUCUUCGGGAACAUACGACAACACAUGGAUCUCAUCGGCGGUGUCGGUCAGAUCCCACUUCAAGUACCUCACAGUUUUUCAGAAACCAAGAAACGCUUACUCCCUCCUUGGCUGCGCGAAGUGUCAGAGUCCUCAGAUAAAGGCCGCAAAGUUUCAGAAAAGUUUCUGGGUCUGGAGAAAAAGGAGCUGGAACGUAUGAAGAAGGCAUUGUCUUACGAGAAGUCUACCGAUGCCGCUACAAUGAAUGACUCUUCGGAAAACUUUCGCGUGGCGGGAAUUGAAAAAGGCACAAAGAAUAGAUACAACGACAUUUACCCAUUCGAUCAUUCCAGGGUGAAGUUGCAAAAUGUGUCACCCGGAGACUGCGACUAUGUGAACGCAAAUCACAUGAAGGCAGCUUAUAGUGGUAAACAUUACAUAGCUACCCAAGCACCCGUACCUGAUACGUUCAAUGACUUUUGGCGCGUUGUUUGGGAACAGGAUGUCCGCCUGGUGGUUUCUUUGACUGCCGAAGUUGAACGGGGACAUGUCAAAUGCCACCCUUACUGGGAAUCGGGCAAUUAUGGACCUUGUCAGGUCAACAACUUUUCUCAGAAAUUCAUCUAUUUGGAUGCGCAAGAUCCGCAGCCAACUGAUAUGGAGCUUGACAAGCCGGAUGAUUCUGGCAGUCCUUAUAUCAUUGUCAGGCAUUUCGGCUUCUCAAAACAACUCUUUCGCUUGUUGACAAAGCAUGCCUUCCAGCAAUUAUAUGGUGCGCAAUAUCAUGCAGAUCGUGUAAUCUAUGACUUUGGGAACGAUGUUCUCGAUGUCAAAGCAUCCACCUUUUCAAGUUUCGAUCACCAAACCCUUGCUCUUGUCGCGCGCGGCCGGGAGAAGGUCUAUAUUUUUCGCAUUGAACAUGGCCAGCUCCGACCCCUAAGAGAGAUCAAUCUCCCUUGUGACCGCCCUGGGAUAUGCGAAGUCCUCCAGACGGCGUUCGAUGGAGAUGGCGGCCUCUACGUCCUUCAGCGGUUUGUGCCUGCCAUGGACGUGACUGAUACAAACGCAAACCACCCAUUUAUCAAGCAAGCAAUGCAGUCUAACAUUAACGGAAUGAACUACCUCUCAUGCCACUCCCUUGACUCGCCUGGCGAGCCCGUUCGAGUGUGUGCUUUCCCAGAUCACGCAAAUUACAAGCCUCUGGCGCUUGCAGCUAUGCAAGGCGGCAGCUUUGCUAUUUCGUGGCAGCACAAUUACGAUUGUAGCGACAAUGAAGUCGUGUUAUACACGGCUUCAACUAAUCCGCACAGCAGUGCAAAGUCGGGUGUCAUCGAUAGGUUCGCCCAAUCUAGAAACACUCGGAACUGUCUUGUCGGAAAAGGGCCCGUGGUGGGACUUGCGUUCAAUGACAGAUCUAGUCAAUUGCUAUAUCGGUACCGUGCACAAGCCUUGUACGGUUCAUUCCAGAAGAUCGAUCUCUUGCCUUUUCCAACUCAGUCUGUACUGUAUGAAAACUCAUGCCCCGUGCAAUUUUCAGAUUAUUUGACGCUGCUGUUCGGCAUUGGAAUACCAUUUUUUGGUACACAUGAAACCCGGGUGCAGAAUGGUCUCUCAAGAUGCCACUGGAAAUACCUUUCUUUUGGAAUAGCCACACAUCGUGAAGAGGACUGGACUGUCGCGUGCCUCCUGACCUCUGAGGCUAUUUGUCGAGCCAGUAACUGCGAGCAUGAAUUACAUCUUGAGCGCGGACGGCGGUUACCGGACUGGACGAUCGUGGCUCGUCUUCGUGGCUUUGAGAACUCGAAUACCUCACUUGGUUGCAUAGUUGCAGCUUCCAAGUUAGGAACUCGCAUAGCUGUUGCGAACUGGAAAACAAUUUAUAUCUGGGCGCUGGAGCCAGGCGCGUUGAUUGAACAUAAUGCAACCGGAUUUUACCCAGCCUCAUCUUGGCCACCAGGCUCCGAGGUGAUAGAUUUGCAGCCUAUAACCAUCUCCCUUGAUGCUGUAUGCUUUCAGCUACGCUUUGGCUUAGGUGAAAAUGACCUGGUAGCCAUUACAGACAGAGGUCUCGUAUACUGUGAUCUCGACCCGUCCGGGGGUAGUCACAGAACAAUCUAUCAAUUGGGCAUGGAAAAUGCACCGGGUUCUUAA